CGUAAAGAAGAAAAAAAAAGGUAUAUAAAGUGUAAGGAAUUCUCCUCAGUUUUUUCUCUUUCUUAUCUAUAUAUAUCUAUAUCCUUUUCUUAUUUAUAAUUAUGUCUACUGCUGCUACUCCUGAAGCUACCGCUCAAUUGUCCAAGUUGUCUUUGAACGAGGUCCAAAUCAAAAAGUUGAAUGAAGUUCCUGCCGAUGGCGAAGUAGAGGAAAUCCUCAGAGAAAACACUAGACGCUUCUGUUUAUUCCCUAUCAAAUAUCAUGAGAUUUGGCAAUUCUACAAAAAGGCUGAGGCUUCUUUCUGGACGGCUGAAGAAAUUGACUUAUCCAAGGACCAACAUGAUUGGGAGAACAAAAUGAACGAAAACGAGCGCUUUUUUAUCUCUCGCGUAUUGGCUUUCUUUGCUAGUGCUGAUGGUGUUGUGAAUGAAAACUUGGUUCAAAAUUUUUGUGAUGAAGUCAAAAUUCCUGAAGCCAAGUGUUUCUAUGGUUUCCAAAUCGCUAUUGAAAACAUUCACGCUGAAACUUACAGUCUUUUAAUUGAUACCUACAUCAAGGACAGCCAAGAAAAGGAAAUGCUUUUUGACGCUAUUGAAACCAUUCCUUGCAUCAAGAAAAAGGCUGACUGGGCCUUCAAAUGGAUCACUGGUAAUGACUCCUUUGCUGAAAGAUUAGUUGCUUUUGCUGCUGUGGAAGGUAUUUUCUUCUCUGGUUCAUUUGCUUCUAUCUUUUGGCUCAAGAAGCGUGGUCUUAUGCCCGGUUUGACAUUCUCUAACGAAUUAAUUUGUCGUGAUGAAGGUCUUCAUACUGACUUUGCCUGUCUCUUAUUCUCUCAUUUGAAAAAGACACCCUCUGCUGAACGCGUCAAGAGUAUCAUUGUUGAAGCUGUUGGUAUUGAACAAGAAUUCUUGACUGAUGCUUUGCCUGUCAAUCUUAUUGGCAUGAAUGCUAAACUUAUGUGCCAAUACAUUGAAUUUGUUGCUGAUAGACUUAUGGUUGCCCUUGGUUUUGAUAAGAUCUACAAUGCUACCAAUCCCUUUGACUUUAUGGACAUGAUUUCUCUUCAAGGCAAGACCAACUUCUUUGAAAAGCGUGUCUCUGAUUAUCAACGUGCUGGUGUCAUGAACAAGACACCUGUUGAAAAGACCUUUACUUUAGACGCUGAUUUCUAAACCAAUACUGCAUUUUAACUCAUUGUAAAUAUAUCCCUUCUCCCCCUCCUCUUUCUUAAUUAUAAUAAAUCAU
Messenger RNA from Gilbertella persicaria, 1245 nucleotides. Its product is annotated as ribonucleoside-diphosphate reductase small chain. Gene Ontology annotation, molecular function: oxidoreductase activity. Gene Ontology annotation, biological process: deoxyribonucleotide biosynthetic process. The record is from RefSeq and is a predicted model, not a curated record. Lineage: Eukaryota; Fungi; Mucoromycota; Mucoromycetes; Mucorales; Choanephoraceae. The transcript has 2 exons. The coding region runs from base 102 to 1172 and encodes 356 amino acids.